Molecule: messenger RNA, 248 nt
Organism: Homalodisca vitripennis (glassy-winged sharpshooter)
Lineage: Eukaryota; Metazoa; Arthropoda; Insecta; Hemiptera; Cicadellidae
Product: putative gustatory receptor 28b
Exons: 3
Coding region: 14-214 (66 amino acids)
Biological process (GO): sensory perception of taste
Cellular component (GO): dendrite; membrane; axon
Source: RefSeq, a predicted model, not a curated record
CAAUACUGCGGUGAUGAUUUGCAAGUUGAUAAACAAAGAUCUGGAUCCGAGUUUUAGGAAACAGCUUGAAGGGUUCCUACUGCAGUUGCCUCACCACAACGCAAGAUUCUCUGCUCGUGGAUUUUUCCAGAUCCAUAAUGAGACCCUCACAUCAAUGGCUGGAGCGGUGACAACUUACCUGGUGAUACUGAUCCAGUUCCAGACUGAGAAGUAAUCCACCUAGACUAGUCCACUCUAGAGAAACAUUC